Molecule: messenger RNA, 984 nt
Organism: Botrytis cinerea B05.10
Lineage: Eukaryota; Fungi; Ascomycota; Leotiomycetes; Helotiales; Sclerotiniaceae
Exons: 3
Coding region: 47-766 (239 amino acids)
Molecular function (GO): phosphatidylcholine lysophospholipase A1 activity
Source: RefSeq, a predicted model, not a curated record
GAUAUCUGUGUAUUUUCUCUCACAUCCUAUUAAGUACAUCUUCAGCAUGAUCUCUGAACCUUCCCCAGUCCUGCCAUCCAAAGUUCCCAUAACUGCCUCCAAACUUCCGCCGCUCAGGAUCUUGUGUUUAGGCGACUCUCUCACAGAAGGUUAUUCGCACUUUGGUACUAAAUUCACCCCGUAUAGUAAAUGGAUGAAAGAAGUUCUGCUGGCAAAAUGGCCUGAUAGAGCGAUUGAUGUUAUCACGGAUGGAGUAAGCGGGGAUCUAGUUACUCCACCCGGAGGUUUCAAGAGAAGAAUGGAGAGGCAUUUCCCAUCUGACCCCCCAAUAACUCACACAAUUCUUCUCGGUGGUACCAACGAUCUAGCUUAUAAUAGACCCGUCAAAACUCUCUACGCCGUUUUCGAGACACUCAUAUUUACACCCCUUAGCAACUCUUCAAAAGUUCUGAUUAUGACGAUUCCUGAAUGUCAUGUGAGAGCUGAGGUCUUAGACGAGAGGAGAGGAGAGUUGAAUGAUAUGUUGGUUUAUAGUUUGGGGAGGAAGGAUAACGUUAGUAUAUUUGAUCUCCGUGGCGCGAUGCCCUACCACAAUAUGGACCUCGAAAAACGAGAGCGUCUCUGGGAUGACGGAUUGCAUUUCACAGAGGAAGGAUAUAAGGAGAUAGGAAUCAUGGUGGGAGAGAAAAUGAUUCAGGUUAUUGAGGAGGUGAAACCUGAGAAGGAGAUUUCAUUGUCUGGGAGAGGGACUAUGGGGAUUGAGUAGUGGGGGAGUGAUAAUAGCGUCGAUGAGAUAAUCAGGAAGAUAAAGUCUAGGAAUCGUGAGAUGAUAGAUAUCCGAGGUAGAAGACGGACAUGCAAAUUGGUUAUAACUUAGCUAUGAUCAGGUGGUGAUUGGGAUCUCUAUAAAUAACGGGUAUGAUAAGAUGGUUCUCAACCGAUCAGUAAAUACAGAUUUGGAGCUGUUUUAUCUUAUAAAAUUCA